AUGCUUGUUAAAAUGACCGGUUUUGUAAAUUGCAAAGGACCAGACAGUAUACUAGUAAAGAAAGAAAUAUGCGGAUCAUUUAAUAGCUAUUUACGAGGUAAAUUUUCUAAAUUCGUUUCUAGCCGACACGGAGUAAAAGCAAAAUUACCUUAUCGUUUGGAUUAUAUGAACAAAAUGGGCCAACGAAUCGUACAAGUUAUUGAAAAGGAAGAUUUGGAAAUUAUAAAUAAAAAAUAUAAAAAUCCUGUAGCUAUUCCGUACAAAGUGGAACUGGCAGACGUUAAAUUGGGCGAUUUGUUAGAAAAACUUCCAGAAAUAUUUUAG
Molecule: messenger RNA, 324 nt
Organism: Cinara cedri
Lineage: Eukaryota; Metazoa; Arthropoda; Insecta; Hemiptera; Aphididae
Source: the annotation of a GenBank genome assembly